Molecule: messenger RNA, 1591 nt
Organism: Onychomys torridus (southern grasshopper mouse)
Lineage: Eukaryota; Metazoa; Chordata; Mammalia; Rodentia; Cricetidae
Gene: Tm7sf2
Product: transmembrane 7 superfamily member 2
Exons: 10
Coding region: 70-1518 (482 amino acids)
Biological process (GO): sterol biosynthetic process
Cellular component (GO): endoplasmic reticulum membrane; nuclear inner membrane
Molecular function (GO): oxidoreductase activity, acting on the CH-CH group of donors, NAD or NADP as acceptor
Source: RefSeq, a predicted model, not a curated record
GUCGAAGCUUGUGAGGCGACAGCGCGGCCCCGCCUCCCAGCGUUGAUUGGCUGCUGUGCUGGGCCCAGGAUGGGCAGGGGGCGCGUCCAUUUAAAGACUGCUGGACAAGAGCAGCAGCUGUCUCACCUCAGUGUCCACACAGAAGCUGAACCAAGCCAUCAGGAUGGGGCAGGAUGUGUUCCCAUGAUCUUUUGUGAACCAUCGCUCCCUGGCAAAGCAGAGAUCAUGACUCCUCAUGAGGCCGCCCAGGCCCCACUGGAAUUCGGGGGGCCAUUGGGCGUCACAGCGAUGAUGGUCCUGCUGCCUGCCACCAUGUUCCAUCUGCUCCUGGCGGCCCGAUCGGGCCCGGCGCGGCUCCUGGGGCCACCCGCUUACCUGCCUGGGCUGGAGGAGCUGUGGAGUCCGUGGGCUCUGUUGCUAUUGUUCAUGUGGCUCGGCCUGCAGGUGGCGCUCUACCUGCUGCCUGCACGCAAGGUGGCCGAAGGGAUGGAACUAAAGGACAAGAGUCGCCUGCGCUACCCUAUUAAUGGCUUCCAGGCUCUGGUGCUAACAGCCCUGUUGGUGGGGCUGGGGGUGUCAGCUGGGCUGCCCCUGGGGGCGCUCCCUGAAAUGCUCCUGCCCUUGGCCUUCGCGACCACUCUGACCAGCUUCAGCCUCAGCCUCCUUCUCUAUGCGAAGGCUUUAGCAGCUCCCGUCUCAGCCCUGGCACCUGGAGGAAACUCAGGAAAUUCCGUUUACGAUUUCUUUCUGGGACGGGAGCUGAACCCUCGCCUUGGUUCUUUUGACUUCAAAUAUUUCUGUGAGCUGAGACCUGGCCUCAUCGGCUGGGUCCUCAUUAACCUGGCCCUGCUGGUGCAAGAGGCAGAGCUGCGGGGGAGUCCCUCACUGGCCAUGUGGCUGGUCAAUGGCUUCCAGUUGCUGUAUGUGGGUGAUGCCCUCUGGUAUGAGGAGUCUGUCCUCACCACCAUGGACAUAAUUCAUGAUGGAUUUGGCUUCAUGUUGGCCUUUGGAGACCUAGCCUGGGUACCCUUUACCUACAGCCUGCAGGCCCAGUUCCUGCUGUACCAUCCACAGCCUCUGGGGUUGCCCAUGGCCUUGCUCAUCUGCCUCCUUAAGGCUAUCGGUUACUACAUCUUCCGUGGAGCUAACUCCCAGAAAAACACAUUCCGAAAGAAUCCUUCUGACCCUAGUGUGGCUGGUCUUGAAACCAUCCCUACAGCCACAGGGCGGCACCUGCUGGUAUCUGGGUGGUGGGGUAUGGUUCGUCACCCCAACUACCUGGGAGACCUCAUCAUGGCUCUGGCCUGGUCCUUGCCCUGUGGCCCGAGACGAGCAGCAGUGUAUCCGGAAGUACGGCCGUGCCUGGAGGGAAUACUGCAAGCGUGUGCCUUACCGAAUCAUCCCCUAUAUCUACUGAAGCAGAGCCAUCGAGCCAGCUCAGGUCUGAGCACACCUGGGGCAUCGGGCCUGCACCCCACUCUACUCGGCAGGGAUGACCAGCCUCAGAGAAGAGGUUAGAAGCAAGAAGAGGGAGCCACUGCUUCCAUAUGGAAGUAUUUCCCCUGUUGGAUAAAUGUUUUCAACCCUGUUU